CCGGCUUGGUCGGUCAGCCGCCUCUUCGCCGGGCCGAUCGAACCCAGCCACUCAUCGCUCCGUCCCUCCGUCAUGAGGACUGUUCGUCAGUAUUUGUUCGUGACCGCGCGUCCGAUGAAGGGCCGAUGGCGAGUAGCGACGAACAGCUAUUGUCGCGCCGGCAAUUUUUUUUUGUAUUUUCUCAGCUGCGCAGUACUACAUCCAUACAGUCGCAGUACUAAAUCCAUACAACAAAUGCAUAGUGCAACAUGGGUUAGAAGGGCAUCAAAUUCCCUAAUCCUCAUCAAUCCAGCGCAGCAACUUGAAGUAGUAUCUUGCGUCUCCUUGCUUGGUAGAGUUCCACCUGCAGUAUCCCAGCAGACUCUCUGCGGCCCCGGGCUCAUUCUUUCUAUUCACGAGCGAUUCUAUGUUUCUUGAGUAAGAAAAGAACACCACAUAGUUUCUAUUAUCCUGCAGUAAUCGAAAAACCAAAAUGGCAAUCGACGCCCAACUACAUCAAGCGACCGCGCACGCCGAGUGCAGCACGACCAGCAGUGCAGACUCAGCAGUAGACGACAAGACCCAAAUAGAAUCCGAUUCCCCAGCAUUUCGCUCCAUGGCCGAGGUUCUAAACGACCAGCCCGACCACGAAAGCCUCACAUGGACGGGAGAGGAGGGGGAAAUUCUCAACGAGUUACUGCAGAAAGACACCUUCUUGCGAAAAUGCGGCCAAAACUUGCCAAAGGAGAAGGCGGAGUUUAUCGAAGCACAAGCGAGGAAAAAUAUGAACAGUGCUGAGGCUGCUGGCGCCAACGCAACAUCUUCUCCUGCUUUUGACUACCUGACCAUUCGGAAAAUUAUCGAAGGGCUGGAGGCGCCGCAUUUAAAACCAGAGCCGAGCUGGUUGGAAGAAGCGAAAAGUCCAAACUGUUGGACCGUGUUUACGCUGCUCGGGCAUUACAAGAACGGUGGAUCUUUUUGAACGGAUUGUAAGUCGAGGAGUUGUGGCCCUGCAGAAGAAGAAGAGCGCCGCGGCUUCCUUUCAAUUCUUGUUGCGCACGAAGCGAAUUUCAAUUCCGACUUUGGAAUCAUGAGAGCCGCGAAGACCUGUGGAAACAAAUCGAGAUAUUUCCACGCGAAAGCGAACAACUUGGAUGCAUUGAUUACGCAGUUCACUCUUGAGGACUUCAACGCCACACUUCACAACAAGGAUUGCUCAUCAUAAUUUCAUCUAUUAUUGCCACGCAACGAGUUUCAAAGAUAACGAAU
Messenger RNA from Amoebophrya sp. A120, 1248 nucleotides. Lineage: Eukaryota; Dinophyceae; Syndiniales; Amoebophryaceae. The record is from the annotation of a GenBank genome assembly.